This is a messenger RNA of Nicotiana attenuata, 2077 nucleotides long. Its product is annotated as NAC domain-containing protein 12-like. Lineage: Eukaryota; Viridiplantae; Streptophyta; Magnoliopsida; Solanales; Solanaceae. The transcript is spliced from 5 exons. The record is from RefSeq and is a predicted model, not a curated record. Gene Ontology annotation, molecular function: DNA binding. The coding region runs from base 362 to 1864 and encodes 500 amino acids. Gene Ontology annotation, biological process: regulation of DNA-templated transcription; system development.
GAAGAGGAAAAGAAAAGAAGUUCUGAAACAAUGAAUCAAGAAUCGUCCCAGUUGUCAUGUAUUAACCUUUCCUCUGUCAAAAAUAAUCAAAUAUAAGACAACCCAAUUCAACCCAAAAGCCAUUUUUCCGUUUCUCAUUCUAAUUUUCUGGGAUAAAUAAGGAGAUGAAGAAGCAGAACAUUGCUAUGGAAACUGAAGAGUUUUUGGAGAAGACAGUGAAAAUCAUAACAAAGAUGGGUUCUUUAUUUCAGUAUCAAAGAGCAAAUUUUGCAUUACUAGAAGUGAAAAUGGUUGAGGGUUUACAGAGGAAUUAUAAAUUUCAACUCAAACAAUUCUUGGCAGCUUUUUUCUGGGUGCAAAAAUGGAAGGAAAGGGGAAACAGGAUAGCACUGCCAAUGUGACGAAUGUGAACAAGAAUUGUGUGGACGUUGGAGUCAUCCCUAAACAGGAAGUGCUGGUUGAUGAUCAGCUCUCUGGUGCGGAUGAAGAGCUGAUAAUUCUUUAUCUUGACAAGAAAAUGAUGGACCAGCCCUUUCCCAAUGACACUAUUCAUGAAGUCGACGUCUUCUUGUACCAUCCUCAGCAGCUUUCUCAGAUGCACCAUCCAUCUCACGCGAAAAAAUGGUACUUUCUGAGCCCAGCAAGCAAAAAAUAUACAGAGGGAGGUCAAUCUAGCAGUGUUAGCGUGUACGAUGAUGGAUAUUGGGAACCUUGUGGAACCGAUUCUCUCAUCCACAAGGAUGGUAAACUGAUUGGAUACCGAAAGACACUAAACUACAUUGAGGGGAAGCAUGAUAAGGAUAGGAAGAGGACUGAAUGGCUAAUGCAUGAAUACAGACUGGAAGGAAGCAGAGAUGUACCAACUUCUGAUGAUAUGCAGCGUGUAUUUUGUAAGUUAUUCAAGUCGAAUAACAAGCUCAUGGAAGCAGAGGAGAAGGAAGCGACCAAAUUUGCUGCUCCAAAUGAUGGGGUAUCUAGCGCGGACCCCACCAUUCAAGGCCCAGAGAAAGCAAAUGUCAUAACUAAUGAUAAGGGGCCGAGUAAUGGUCAUAGCCGUGAUUUACUUCCUAUGCCUGAUACUGAUCAGGGAACCACGAUGCCUACCUCUACGCCUCAACAUGUUCAGGGAACUACGCUUACUCGUACAGGUCGACAGAAAGCAACAAACAAUGUGGUUAGAAAUAAGCGUCCUAGACGUAAGCGUGAUUCACAUCCACCGCCUGCAUCUCAUCAAGGCCUUAUGAUGCCACACCUACCGAAUGCAAACUCUCAGCCUCAGCGUGAUCAGGGAAUUAGGCUUCCACCUCCUUUGCCUCAAAAUGAUGAGAGAAAGGCGUUUCCUAUUCCUACAGGGCCAUGUAAAGCUAACAAUGGUGUGGUGGUGAGUGACAACGGCCCAAGUAACAGCCUUGUGGUACCUUGCGGUCCCGAAUAUAUUCUUGAUGAGCCCAGCUUUGAUUGGACCGUGGCCAGCUCUUGGCUUCAAGAUGAUAUUAUGCUUCCUUCUCGUCCUCAACAUGGUCAGGAAACUAUCCUUCCUUCUCUUACAGGGAACAACGCAAAUGCUGAUGAGGUUAGUGUUUUGGGAUUAACACUCAACCAUUUCCAUGAUGCGCAGGAUCUUCCUUUUUCUGCUGAACUCCCUAAACUUCCAUCGGUUCAAGCCUCACCCCGCGGUAGUCAUGAAAAUGAAGCAGCUGUAGCACCGAGAUAUGAUGGGUGGCCGUUAUAUACUGCAGAAACUAGACUGCCACCAUUUGAUGGACCGUUUGAGUCGUUGACCGAAGAAGAAUUGGCCUUCUUUGAUAAUCCUGAUCCUGGAUAUCCAGAGGCAUUUGAGAACAAGAAAGAGGCCAAGAAAUGAUUGAAAAGGAAGAAACAUGAUAUGGCACAUUUUACUAUUUCUAGUGGUUUUAGUUAUUUUAUACAAACUUUUAGUUCAUGAUUAAAGAAGGUAUGAAGGCAGUAGAUUAAGGUUUCAGGGCCAAAUAAUUGAAGAAGGCCUUCAUACCCAAUUAUUUCAUUUUUUUUAGCAAUUACUAUCUUUAUCAAACAAUCUAUUAUUUCAAUUUUUUUU